This is a messenger RNA of Cryptomeria japonica (Japanese cedar), 2145 nucleotides long. RefSeq lists its product as uncharacterized. NCBI's taxonomy places the organism in Eukaryota, Viridiplantae, Streptophyta, Pinopsida, Cupressales, Cupressaceae. Gene Ontology annotation, biological process: negative regulation of DNA-templated transcription. Bases 563 to 2065 code for a protein of 500 amino acids. The transcript has a single exon. The record is from RefSeq and is a predicted model, not a curated record.
UAUCGUGUAGCCAAUAACUAGAGUUACAAUUUGCAUUAAUCAUCUAUAACAGACAAAAUAGACUCUCUCUUGACAAACAGCCUAACUAGGGAAGCCGUAAAAUGCCAAUAUAAAGACAAGGAAGGUCAAAUUCCAAGUACUUUACCACUCGUUAUCUUAGACCUCAAUAAAUGUAGUGACAGAAGACCGUUUUUACUGCUUUAUGCAAUGACCAUAAUUAUCCACCAUGGGAACAUUCCCUAGUUUCUUAUACUUCUGUUUUUUUCUGAAUCCUGAACAUAUGUCUGCAGAAGGAUGAAAAAAGAAAUUGAACUCAAUUAACAUGCCUGAAGGCAAUCAUAUCUCUCAGCCCCACUCAGCAGAGCCAUCACCAUAGCCAAUCUUGAAGCAAUCUCCCAAUAGUGCAUAUAUACAUUGAAUAUAUAUCUUUCUGCUGGGACCCCAAUGUUUCCUUCCUCUUCAAUCCACGCAGAUAAAUAGCAGAAAUAUGGGCUUCCAUGUUAUGAAAGCUGCUUCACUGUAAAAUGCCAGAGAGGUAGUGUUUGAAAUUUGUUGGGGAAUCAUGGGGAAAUCUGGGUUCAGAAUAAUGCUGUACAAGCUCAGAGAUUUUGCCAGAAAAAGCCCCAAUAAUCCACAGCCUGGAAAUAAUAAAGAUAUUAAGAUUGAAAGAACGAUUAGCCUGCCCAGAAGGGGCUACUACCACGAGUUUGCUGCUUCUUCUUCUUCUUCGCAAAGAGGGGCAGGUCAGGGGUACGAUUCUCCCGGGGGCCCAAACCAUGAAAAGGAUGAGAAGAUUCCCAAGAAUAAAGGUAAAUUGUUGCACAGUAAAAGCAAUAGUGUGGCUAGGCGUAAUAAGCCUCAGCUUUGUUCUACACUAAUUGAGACGAGAGUCUCAGCAGGCUGCAGCUACAGAGUCGCCAUCGCGCCAAAUGCGAAGAAAAGCUUGCUUGGUAAAAAAAAGAAGGUUUUCAAGAAGAAUUUGCAGGUUAUUGAAAUGGCGAAGCCUGGAAACCCUGAGUGCAUAAGAAACAUGGAAAAUUUGAGGGAAAGAAAUAAAGGAAUAAUUCAGCAGAGCAAGAAGGAAUAUUCCAAUUGCGCUGCUAAGGUUUCUUUUGACAGCGCCGUGCAAGAAGAGAGGUUCGGGUUCGAAUCCCUACGGCGUCCGGCCUUGAACUGUAAUGAUAAUAUCAAUUUUAAUGUUGAAAGAUGUUCUGUUGGAGCUGUGAAGGACGGAGGGUUCGAACCCCGGAAAAUCCAGCCUGGUAUUAAUAGUAAUAGUGGGAGAAGAUGUUCUGCGUUUUGCUGCAGCUGUAGAUUGAGCAUCUCAGACUCCAUUGAGGGGCUAGAUGAGAGUAGCCUGUUGGACGUGGAUAUCUGGAGCCAAGAAGAAGAAGAAGAAAAAAUUGAAGCUGGACAUUUGCAGACGCCUUUCGUGAGACAAUCCGAUCGUGUUGUCUUGGAUAUGAAGAUUGAUUUUUCUGAAGAGGAUUUGAUGGAAACCAAGGCGACUUUAUUCAGGCCAAGUGAUGUGGCUGCUCAUGCGCAGGUGCAGGCCAAGCUGAGCCAGAUGAUCGAAGAAAAAGGCUCCAAGAAGAAGAAGAAGAAUGCAAGGCUUUCAAAUUUAACCUCGAAUGCAAAAGAUGUACAGCUUUUUCCAGAAUUUCAUGCAAAUGAUGAUUCAGACAGCAGUAAUUUAUUGCAUGGGGCGAUUAAUGACCAGGAAUUGAAUGAAGUAAGAGGAGACUGUUACGCCCGCCCCAAAAUUGAUAGGCAGCGGGCUAGUUUGAGGCCAAAAAAUGGCGAGAAGUGGAGAGCAGCGGCUAAUUUUGCAAGUAGCGAAGGAAGCAAUAAGAUCUCAGAAAGCGUCGCCAUUGCUAAAUCCUCGUAUGAUCCUCGAAGAGACUUCAGAGAGUCCAUGGUAGAGAUGAUAAUGGAAAACGAUAUUAGAGAUGCUCAGGACCUUAAAGAGCUUUUGCAUUGCUACAUUUUUCUCAACUCAGAGGAAUAUCAUGACGUUAUUUUGCAGGUUUUCGAACAAGUCCAGUCGGAUUUGAGAAUUGCCUGAAAUAUAUAUGAUAUUAUAAAUGGAGAGCCUUGUAGAAUUCUGAAUUGAUAAAUUCAUAAUUCAUUAUAUUUUUUACUUCA